AUGGCUGUACCUAAAGACGCCAUCCCUUCCUUGUCGGAAUGCCAGUGCCUGAUCUGCAUGGAAAUCCUAAUUGAGCCGGUAACCCUCCCUUGUAACCACACGCUCUGUAAUCCGUGCUUUCAAUCGACUGUUGAAAAGGCAAAUUUAUGUUGUCCCUUCUGUCGCCGCCGGGUCUCUUCGUGGACUCGGUACCACACCCGAAGAAAUUCUCUUGUCAAUAUGGAACUGUGGAACAUAAUUCAGAAAUACUACCCCAAAGAAUGCAAGCUUAGAGCCUGUGGACAAGAAUCAGAAGAAAUCGUUGUUGACUAUCAACCAGUUCGUGUAUUAAGUAUACCUGGGGAAUUAAGAAGAGAAUAUGAAGAGGAGAUAAAUAAGGUGGAGGCUGAGCGACGAGCCAAUGAAGAAGAAGAAAACAAAGCCAGUGAAGAGUACAUACAGCGACUAUUGGCAGAGGAGGAAGAAGAGGAAAAAAGACAAACAGAAAAAAGGCAAAGAGAAAUGGAAGAACAACUGAAAAGUGAUGAAGAACUGGCAAGAAAACUAAGCAUUAAUAUUAACAAUGUAGGUGAGAAAAGUAUCUUGGCUUCUCCCUUGAAUUCCAGAAAGUCUAAUUCAGUUGCAAUGAAAUCAAACAAGAAAAGUAAGAAUCUUCAAAGAAACACUGGAGAUAUUCAGAAGUAUUUUUCACCUAAGUCUCAUUUUGGGUCAGUAUCACAAUCUGAAGUUGUACAAGAAGAGCGGGAAAACUCCAUGUCUAAGGAACUCGGCACUAGAGAUUUGACAAGCCCAAUGUGGCAAGACACAGAAACGGAAGAAGAUAUGCCAACACUUUCCCCGCAAAUAUGCCUUGAAUUUGAAGAAGAGGGCACAAAGCCUUCAGUAGAGGCACCUAUGCCUCAGUUACGUGCCUAUGGUUCAGAAUGGUGCCUUGAAGGAGAAGUCAAAACAAGACCAAACAAUCUUGAUAAAGAGUUAUCUGUCAUGAAUCAUGAGGAAUCUCAGGCCAGAAUUUCCUACUCUAAAGAAGCAGCCGUUACACCUAAUGGCAAAACAGAGAGUGGGCUCAGUAUAUCUGGUAUGACACAGAACAUUGGAAAUGGCACAGGGGAGACAAAAAAUGAAGAGACUAGCCUACUGAUGAGUAGUAAUGAUAUUUCCAGAAGAAAAAACCAGGACUCUUCCUCUGAAGCAGGAAAGGACCCAUGCUUUUCUACAAAGAGAAGGAAAAUAUGCCCCAAAGCUUCUUCAGAUGAAGACGAAACAGAAAUCAACUUUACCCAGAAACUGAUAGAGUUAGAGCAUCUACUCUUUGAGAGACAUAAGCAAGAAGAACAGGACAGGUUACUAGCAUUACAACUUCAGAAAGAGGUGGAUAAAGAACAAAUGGCACUAAACCGGCAAAAAGGAUCUCCAGAUGAGUAUCAGUUACGUGCUACAUCCUUUUCUCCAGACAAGCUGCUAAAGGGACCAAAUAAGAAUUCCAAAGAUAGGAGCUCCAAAAGACAAACUGAUAUAGAACAUUCAAAAUCUUGGAGAGGCUCAAGAGAUGAAAAUUGGCAACCUUCUUUUAAGAUCCAGUUGAACCAUUCUGUUACUGUUAAUGGAAGAAGGAUGCCAAAUUCUAGUAGAGAUAAUUGUAAUGGAUCCAAAAGGGCCCAUUCCUUACAGUCUAGUAAUUCACAGAAAAGUAUUUUUCAGAUGUUUCAGAGAUACAGAAAGUAA
Chrysochloris asiatica (Cape golden mole) is the source of this 1725-nucleotide messenger RNA. It is a transcript of the gene RNF168, whose product is annotated as ring finger protein 168, E3 ubiquitin protein ligase. The record is from RefSeq and is a predicted model, not a curated record. Lineage: Eukaryota; Metazoa; Chordata; Mammalia; Afrosoricida; Chrysochloridae. Gene Ontology annotation, molecular function: ubiquitin-protein transferase activity; nucleosome binding. Gene Ontology annotation, cellular component: site of double-strand break; nucleus. The coding region runs from base 1 to 1725 and encodes 574 amino acids. The transcript has 6 exons. Gene Ontology annotation, biological process: protein ubiquitination; double-strand break repair.